This is a messenger RNA of Stereum hirsutum FP-91666 SS1, 1020 nucleotides long. RefSeq names its product WD40 repeat-like protein. The record is from RefSeq and is a predicted model, not a curated record. NCBI's taxonomy places the organism in Eukaryota, Fungi, Basidiomycota, Agaricomycetes, Russulales, Stereaceae. The transcript has a single exon. Gene Ontology annotation, molecular function: protein binding. Bases 1 to 1020 code for a protein of 339 amino acids.
AUGAACGCCCGCGUGCUGCUCGAUGAUGUACCCAUCUACUGCCUGUCAUUCUCCCCGGACAGUCGCAUGAUCGCAGCCGGUUCUACAGAUGGCGCAAUCUACAUACGCGACACCAAAACCAUGAAACCUCUCUCCCGUGGUGUCACAGGACGACUCUCCGGCCAUACAGGCCCAGUCACGGGAUUUUGCUUCGACCCGUCCUACGCAGACCGCGGUUACCAAUACGCUUUGUCCUGCUCUCUCGACAAGACCGUCCGGACCUGGGAUGUCAAACAUAAUGUCAAAAUUUAUUACCCGAUGAAACACUCCGCUGGCGUGCGAGGCAUGGCCAUCUCUCCCGAUGGUUCCUACCUCGCAUGUAUCCUCAUCACGAACGUGCUCUACAUCUGGACGCUCAGGCCUGUUCGAUUCCGCACUCCUAGGAUAUUUCGUCUGGCAGGUCCCGCCACCGCCGUCGCGUUCUCUCAUCAGGGCAACGUCGUCGCGACUGGGGACGCUCAUGGUUCUAUGCACAUCUUCGACCUCGACUAUCAAACCGAACGAUGUAUCCCUUCCCCAUAUAUCGAUUACUCCAAGCCCAUCUCUGUCAAGAUCGAUGUUAUAACCUUCACUUUCGAUGGCCAAAGCAUUCUGUGUGCUUCGAGUGGCCCUGAUGUUCGCAUCGUCCCGCUACAGACCAAGGACUCUAUACCUCCGUUCCAAACCUACCCCAACAAAAUGCCGGAUCUCCUUCUCAAAGGCUCUGAGCACCUCGAUCGUACCAAGUCAAUCGUCAUCGGUGAGAAUGGCUUCGCUAGGGUGUUUACCGUCGGGCCUAAUGGCGUUGCAGGGAUCUGGUAUCCGGAUACGGGAGGGGAGUGGCUGCCGUCGAUAGAGAUGGGGAGGGUGCCUGGAGUGGUGGCGAUGUCGAAGGAUGGGAGGUUUAUGGUCUCGAGUAGGGAGAUGGAUAGGUUGGUGAUAUUGUGGGAUAUUCCGCCGACGGGUACUCCGCUCACUGAGAAUGAGGGUUGGUGGUACUAA